Helobdella robusta is the source of this 405-nucleotide messenger RNA. RefSeq lists its product as hypothetical. The record is from RefSeq and is a predicted model, not a curated record. Bases 1 to 405 code for a protein of 134 amino acids. Lineage: Eukaryota; Metazoa; Annelida; Clitellata; Rhynchobdellida; Glossiphoniidae. The transcript has 5 exons.
AUGACGAACGUUCAGCGAGAGUCUUCAGAGGAAGAGUUUCCGUCAACGAGUGUUUCAGCCCGUCAACUUCCAGACACUUUCGAGAAACAGGGCCACAUCCAGAGAUCAGUUGGAUGCGUGCCAGAAAGUUCACAUAUAAACAUAUCAUGUGAGUUACAUCGACGAGCCAACAACAGCAACAACAGCAACAGCAACAACAAUAAAAACAACGCCAUCGGCUGUGCCAACAGCAAACAACGUGCAACAUCUCAUCUCAAAUUAUUUUAUGCCGAAAGUUUUUUUAUUAGUAAUCUUCCCGAAGGCAACAACCACAACAUCAACAACAACAUCAUCAGCAACAACAACAAAGACUACAACAACAACAUCAACAACAACAACAACUACAACAUCAACAACAACAAUUGA